ACGGCGCCGCCUCCGCCACGGCGGCCUCAGGAGGGAGAGAGCAAAGAUGGCGGCGGCGGCGGCCGAAGACCAGCAGCGGCCGCUGCAGCCGUUCGCGGCCGGGGCUGCCGCUUCGUCGGGGGGCGCUUCCUCCUCCUCGCAAGGGUCGUCUGGAGGGCCCGGGUCCAACCCUCUCUCUCGCAAGCUCCGCAAAGUGCUGGAGACGCGCUUGGAGACGGACAAGGAGAUGUUAGAAGCGCUCAAGGCUCUUUCAGUCUUUUUUGUAGAAAAUAGCCUGCGUACUAGAAGAAAUUUACGCGGAGAUAUGGAACAUCGCAGCUUAGCUAUAAAUGAAGAAUUUGUUCACAUUUUCAAACAAGUGAAAGAGGAACUUGAAAGCAUAAAUGAAGAUGUGAAGUUUAUGAGCAACUGUUGCCAGGAGAUGACCAAUCACUUGAAGGCAACCAAGGAGCAAACCCAGGAUUUAAUAGAAAAGACAACUAAGCUUCAAGCAGAGAACCAAAGGUUAGAACUGAAAGCACAGAUAGCAGAUGCUUUCAUAGCAGAAUUCCAGCUUUCUCCAGAAGAAAUGAAUGUCCUUCGAAGCACAAGAGAUGGGCCCGUUACAGAAGACUUUUUUAAGGUAUUGGGGAGAGUAAAACAAAUUCACAGCGAUGUCAAGAUUCUUCUGCGCACAAACCAGCAGAGAUCAGGCCUAGAAAUUAUGGAACAGAUGGCUUUGCUUCAAGAGACUGCUUAUGAGCAGCUUUACCGAUGGGCUCAAGGCGAAUGCAGAACUUUAACCCAAGAAUCCUGUGACAUUUCUCCAGUUCUAGCUCAAGCAAUGGAAGCUUUGCAAGACAGGGCUGUUCUCUAUAAAUACACUCUUGAUGAGUUUGCAACAGCCAGAAGAAGUGCUGUGGUCCGUGGUUUUAUCGAUGCUCUUACUAGAGGAGGUCCAGGAGGAACCCCCCGGCCUAUCGAAAUGCAUUCCCACGAUCCUCUGAGAUAUGUAGGAGACAUGUUGGCUUGGCUGCAUCAGGCUACUGCUUCAGAAAAAGAACAUCUGGAAGCCCUGUUAAAACAUAUCACUACUGAAGGAGUGGAAAAAAAUAUGCAAGAAGUGAUUGGACACAUCACAGAAGGCGUUUGCCGGCCUCUGAAGGUUAGGAUUGAACAGGUGAUCGUAGCUGAACCAGGAGCAGUCCUGCUGUAUAAAAUUUCUAAUCUUCUCAAAUUUUACCACCACACCAUCAGUAAUAUUGUGGGGAACACCGCAGCCAUGCUGUUAACUACAAUGGAAGAGAUGCAUGUCUUGAGUAAAAAAAUAUUCUUCAACAGUUUGAACCUUCAUGCAAGCAAACUCAUGGAUAAGGUUGAACUGCCACCUGCAGAUCUUGGCCCAAGCUCUGCCCUGACUCAGACCCUUGCUCUGUUGCGGGAGGUUCUAGCAUCGCACGACUCUUGCGUCAUUCCUUUGGAUACUCGCCAAGCUGACUUUGGGCAGGUUCUCUCUUGUGUGCUGGAUCCCCUGUUGCAGAUGUGCACUGUGUCUGCCAGUAACUUGGGGUCUGCUGACAUGGCAACCUUCAUGGUGAAUUCGCUUCAUAUGAUGAAGACAACGCUGGCUCUGUUUGAAUUCACAGAUAAACGGCUAGAAAUGUUACAGUACCAGAUUGAAGCGCACUUGGAUACCCUUAUAAAUGAACAAGCUUCCUAUGUAUUGAAUAGAGUGGGCCUGAGUUACAUCUAUAACAUUGUACAGCAGCACAAACCAGAGCAGGGUUCCUUGGCAAAUGUACCCAGUAUGGAUUCCAUGUCAUUAAAAGCUGCAAUGGUCCAGUUUGAUCGUUAUUUGUCGGCUCCCGAUGGGCUGCUAAUGCCACAGAUAAACUUUCUUCUAAGUGCUACCGUGAAACAGCAGAUAAUAAAACUGUCCACGGAACUAGUCUGCAGAGCCUAUAGCGAAGUAUAUUCAGCUGUAAUGAAUCCAGACAAUGGCUAUAAAGAUCCAGAAACAAUAUUGCCCAGAUCUCCUCAUCAGGUUCAAGCACUUCUCUCCUAACCUUAGCCAAAAUGGAGUUUCUCACUGUUUAAGGUCAGAAUAUUUUCAUGCAAGUACAAGAUAGGCAAUGGCUAAUUGUUUCUGUUUUUGAAAUCUUGGUGGAAGUUUGGGUGGAUAUAUGCUUGGGCUACAGCUGUGUACAAAGUUAGUCUGAUGAGAUCCCAUUGACUUGAAUGGGAUUUCUGCUGCCUUAUUAUGUGUAGUACUGCAGACAUAUUGGUAGACAGAGGCAAGAGGAAUUUUCAGAUAUUAAAUUAUUUCCAUGUUGUUAUAAACAUGAAAAGAGCUUCUUUGGGAAAGAAAGAAAUUUUUUUAAAUAUAAAUUGUGUACACCCAAAAAGCUUCCAAAUUCUAGUGACUUAGUCAAUAUUGGGUUUUGUUCCACCAUUCUUCCGCUGACAGUUUGGAGGAAGAGAUAUCAGCAUUGAGAACAAAGGGAGACGGUUUGGAUUGGAUAAGGGACGAAUGUGUGGGUGCUUCGAUGCGUUGCUUUCUGUCAUGGACACUCUUAGCAAAAAUAAAAACCCAAGUCUAAUCUUUGAAGAUCUAAUUUAUAUCACUGGCUAAAUACUAGUAGGUUUUUGCCAUGUAUCCGUUACCCAGUUGAUGGUUGCCUGGGAGUAAGUCCUGUUGAACUCAGCGGAACUCACUGCACUGUUAAUAAUGUAAGCAAACUCUGCUCCAUCAGAUCCACAUUGGUCUGUGACACCUCAUGAUAUCCACAUUGGUGACUAUUGCACCGUGGAGAAUCAGGAAAGUGUGCAUACAAACCUGACUUUAAGAAACCUGAACCUUAACCUGCCUGGUAAAUACCAUUCCCCUGAGGCUACGUGUCUUUUUAGUUUGGUGUUUGUACUGAUUGGAAAAAGUGAAUAAAAACAACCACACCAUU
Molecule: messenger RNA, 2936 nt
Organism: Podarcis muralis (Common wall lizard)
Lineage: Eukaryota; Metazoa; Chordata; Lepidosauria; Squamata; Lacertidae
Gene: COG6
Product: component of oligomeric golgi complex 6
Biological process (GO): intra-Golgi vesicle-mediated transport
Cellular component (GO): COG complex
Source: RefSeq, a predicted model, not a curated record